CCUCGGUAGUCAUUCCCGGAUAAAACUCUCCCCUCCCGGUGACUGUCGCCAGCGGACGACCAUGCCCAGGUAUACGGUGCACGUGCGCGGAGAGUGGCUGGCGGUGCCCUGCCAGGAUGCGCAGCUCACGGUGGGCUGGCUGGGCCGGGAGGCCGUGCGGAGGUACAUCAAGAACAAGCCAGACAAUGGUGGCUUCGCCUCGGUGGACAAUGUGAGCUUCCUCGUGCGCCGCUGCAAGGGCCUGGGCCUGCUGGACCACGAGGACCCGCUGGAGGUGGCCCUGGAGGACAACGAGUUCGUGGAAGUGGUUAUAGAAGGGGAUGCCAUGUCUUCCGACUUCAUUCCAUCGCAACCGGAAGGAGUUUACCUAUACAGCAAAUACCGGGAACCCGAAAAGUACAUUGCCUUAGAUGGGGACAGCCUGACCACAGAGGACCUGGUCAACUUGGGCAAGGGACACUACAAAAUCAAGCUCACCCCCACUGCUGAAAAGAAGGUGCAAAACUCCAGGGAAGUCAUAGAAAGCAUCGUGAAAGAAAAAACUGUUGUUUACGGCAUUACUACAGGUUUUGGGAAAUUUGCCAGAACUGUAAUUCCUGUCAGUAAACUAGAGGAGCUCCAGGUCAACCUAGUACGUUCACAUUCUUCAGGUGUUGGGAAGCCACUAAACCCUGAGAGAUGCCGGAUGCUCUUGGCUUUAAGGAUCAAUGUCUUAGCCAAAGGAUACAGUGGCAUUUCCCUGGAGACUCUCAAACAAGUUAUCGAAGUAUUUAAUGCCUCCUGCCUGCCCUAUGUUCCGGAGAAAGGAACUGUUGGUGCCAGUGGAGACCUUGCCCCACUCUCUCAUCUUGCUCUUGGGCUAAUUGGGGAAGGGAAGAUGUGGUCUCCGAAGAGUGGCUGGGCUGACGCUAAAUACGUCCUGGCAGCUCAUGGAUUGAAACCAAUUGUUUUGAAGCCAAAAGAGGGUCUGGCGCUCAUCAACGGGACGCAGAUGAUCACCUCCCUGGGCUGUGAAGCUGUGGAGAGAGCCAGUGCCAUUGCUCGGCAGGCUGACAUAGUGGCGUCCUUGACCCUCGAGGUGUUGAAGGGCACCACCAAAGCCUUCGAUACUGACAUUCACGCUGUUCGCCCUCAUCGUGGGCAAGUUGAAGUCGCUUUUCGGUUUCGGUCCCUCUUGGACUCAGAUCACCACCCAUCUGAAAUAGCAGAAAGUCACAGGUUCUGUGAUCGUGUUCAGGAUGCUUACACCUUGCGCUGCUGUCCACAGAUCCACGGUGUGGUGAACGACACAAUAGCAUUUGUGAAGAACAUCAUUACCACCGAAAUUAACAGUGCAACAGAUAAUCCUAUGGUCUUUGCUAGCAGGGGAGAGACUGUUUCUGGAGGAAACUUCCAUGGUGAAUAUCCAGCCAAAGCCCUGGACUAUUUGGCCAUUGGCGUCCAUGAACUUGCUGCAAUUAGUGAAAGAAGAAUUGAAAGGCUCUGCAACCCCUCCCUCAGCGAGCUGCCUGCCUUCCUGGUGGCUGAAGGUGGUUUGAACUCUGGAUUCAUGAUAGCCCACUGCACGGCUGCAGCCCUGGUUUCUGAGAACAAGGCCCUAUGCCACCCCUCGUCCGUGGACUCUCUCUCCACCAGUGCCGCCACGGAGGACCAUGUCUCCAUGGGAGGAUGGGCAGCAAGGAAAGCCCUCAGGGUCAUUGAGCACGUGGAGCAAGUGCUGGCCAUCGAGCUUCUUGCAGCCUGCCAAGGGAUAGAGUUUCUACGCCCUUUGAAAACUACCACUCCACUGGAGACGGUCUAUGACCUGGUGCGCUCAGUUGUAAGGUUUGGGAGGUAGCUGCACCAUACAUCGAAAAAUACAGAAUGGAGCAUAUUCCGGAAUCAAGACCUGUUUCUCCAACAGCAUUUUCAUUGGAAUUUCUGCACAAGAAAUCGACCAAAAUCCCAGAGUCUGAGGAUGUUUAAUGCUUUUUGUCACGAAUUAGCAGAUCAGGUGGUACUUAGUUUAACAGCAAACAGUAUUAUGCUGAAGGAGAGACCUGAGAACUUUCUCAGGUGGAUCAAUCAAUUAUAUAUUUCAGUUCUAAUACCUGCUCUGGUUAGGCUGGUGACAGUAUUACAUUUACUGAAUCUAGCACUGGUUACAGAUACAGCUGGUGUUUCCAGAUUAUAGGAGUUUUCUUGUUUCUUAAUGAAAUCUACAGGCUGCUCACUCUAAGGGUGAGAAGACUAACCACAACUGCAUGGACCUUUGACUCAAUAUUAGAUGAACUCAAAUCUUGAGACAGAUUGAUGGCAUUGUUUUCCAAAAACAUUAGACUUU
This is a messenger RNA of Lipotes vexillifer (Yangtze River dolphin), 2323 nucleotides long. RefSeq names its product histidine ammonia-lyase (gene HAL). The transcript has 19 exons. Gene Ontology annotation, biological process: L-histidine catabolic process. Bases 62 to 1837 code for a protein of 591 amino acids. NCBI's taxonomy places the organism in Eukaryota, Metazoa, Chordata, Mammalia, Artiodactyla, Lipotidae. The record is from RefSeq and is a predicted model, not a curated record. Gene Ontology annotation, cellular component: cytoplasm. Gene Ontology annotation, molecular function: histidine ammonia-lyase activity.